Messenger RNA from Fonsecaea erecta, 843 nucleotides. RefSeq lists its product as hypothetical. The transcript has 2 exons. The record is from RefSeq and is a predicted model, not a curated record. Gene Ontology annotation, molecular function: 5'-deoxynucleotidase activity. Gene Ontology annotation, cellular component: cytoplasm. The coding region runs from base 1 to 843 and encodes 280 amino acids. NCBI's taxonomy places the organism in Eukaryota, Fungi, Ascomycota, Eurotiomycetes, Chaetothyriales, Herpotrichiellaceae.
AUGUCUUCAGGCCGACCCGAGAUCCCACCCACUCAACCUUCCUUCACCCUCAGGAACUCGCACACAUCUCUACUACCUAAGCCGAACCCGUGGUCCGUCCGCGCUGUCCUGAAAGACCUCCCUCAUACCCCAUUCGAAGACUCCUCCUCUCCCAUACCAUUCUUCCACUACCUUGAGCGCCUGAAGAUCGAGAAACGCGAGGGAUGGCGAAGAUUUGGUAUUUCAACCGGCGAAUCUAUAGCUGACCACAUGUACCGCAUGUCCCUGAUCACCAUGCUUGCGCCGCCUGAACUGAGUUCACGGUUGGAUAUCCCGCGGUGUACGAAGAUGGCCUUGGUCCACGACAUGGCCGAAGGGCUUGUUGGGGACUUGACGCCUGUCGAUGGUGUACCGAAGGUGGAAAAGAACCGACGUGAGGCUGAGACCAUGGAUUGGGUCGCUCAGUCAUUACUUGGAAAGGUGCAUGGUGGCAUUCCAGGCAAAGAUCUUCGCGCUGUCUGGCAAGAAUAUGAGGACAGCGAGACUCUGGAGUCGAAAUUCGUUCAUGACGUUGACAAGUUGGAGCUGAUCCUGCAGAUGGUGGAGUACGAGCGUGCGAACAAUUGUGCCAUUGACCUGAGCGAGUUCAGCUGGGUGGCGAGGAGAAUCAGUCUGGAAGAGAUGAAGGCGUGGGCACAGGAGAUCUUGGAUGAAAGAGCAGAGCUGUGGAAGAGUAAGGACAUGGCUCCCCGAGAACCCACAAAGGCAGCGACAAUCAAGGAGCAACAGGACGAAUACUACAGCAACGGGGAAGGCAAGACGUUAGGCAACGGAGUGACCGAGAUGAAUGGACAUGCGAACUGA